Drosophila serrata is the source of this 1657-nucleotide messenger RNA. It is a transcript of the gene DhpD, whose product is annotated as guanine deaminase. Gene Ontology annotation, molecular function: zinc ion binding; guanine deaminase activity. The record is from RefSeq and is a predicted model, not a curated record. Gene Ontology annotation, cellular component: cytosol. Gene Ontology annotation, biological process: guanine catabolic process. Lineage: Eukaryota; Metazoa; Arthropoda; Insecta; Diptera; Drosophilidae.
UUGAUUAAUGAAAUGAUUGCCAUUCCCAGUGGGACGCGUGUUUCUUGGCGACGAUUUAAAUACUUGUUGAGCAGCUUUGAUUAUCACCCCAGUCUGCUUGAAAACGAUCAGAUAAUUAGAACUGUCGCCAGCUAUGACAACUGCCUACCUCGGUACAAUUAUUCACACAAAGUCUUUUGGAGAGUUUGAGUCCUUCCAAAAUGGGUUUAUUGUGGUGGACAGCAGCGGAAAGAUAACAGGUGUUGGUAACGACUAUCAGGAAUGGAUUUCCAGAAACCCGAACACAGAUCUGACCGAGGUGACCCUAUCGGACUAUCAGUUCCUGAUGCCGGGAUUCGUGGACUGUCAUAUACAUGCACCCCAAUAUGCGCAAAUCGGUCUGGGACUUGACAUGCCGCUUUUGGACUGGCUCAACACGUACACAUUCCCGCUGGAGGCAAAGUUCUCCGACCAAAAACACGCCCAGCAGGUCUACAAGAACGUUGUCUCAGCAACGCUCCGCAGUGGAACCACUCUGGCUUCCUAUUUUGCAACAAACAAUCUGGAAUCGACCUUGAUACUAGCGCGGGAGGCAGUGCGUCAAGGCCAACGGGCGCUAAUCGGCAAGGUAUGCUCCAAUUGCAACAGUCCCGACUACUACGUGGAGGACACGGAGCAGUCGGUCUGUGCGACAAUAACUUUUGUUGAAGAGAUGAAGAAGAUCGGUAGUCCGCUUGUGUUGCCUACGAUCACGCCUCGGUUUGCUCUUAGUUGUAGCAAGGAACUCCUAAAAGAGCUUGGCGAUAUUGCAAAGCGGUUCGACCUUCAUAUCCAAAGCCACAUUAGUGAAAAUCUGGCUGAGAUCGAGGUCGUAAAGGACAUCUUCAAGACAAGUUAUGCUAGGGCCUAUGACAACGCUGGACUUCUUACAGACAAGACGGUCAUGGCGCAUGGCGUGCAUCUGGAGGACGAUGAGGUCGAACUUCUGAAAGCUAGGGGUACCUCUGUGGCUCAUUGUCCAGCUUCAAACACGAUGCUUAGCUCGGGACUGUGUGAUGUCCAGCGGUUGAUUAAUGCUGGCGUGACCGUUGGCCUUGGCACCGACGUUUCUGGUGGAAACUCUGUAUCGAUUCAGGACGCCUUACUACGAUCGUUGGAUGUUUCAAAGCACCUAGACUUCUUCAAGAAGCAAAACAUACGCGGUUCCGGGAAGGCUAAAACACCCGAUCACACCUACGUUCACCUAAAGUACAAACAGGCUCUCUACUUGGCAACUUUGGGAGGCGCCAAGGCUCUCUCUCUUGACCAUCUGACUGGAAACUUUAUUGUGGGCAAGGAGUUCGAUGCUCUGCUGAUUGAUGUAAGCGUCGUUGAAAAGCCAGUGCGGCUGCUAAACGUUGACGAGCUUUUGGAGAAGUUUAUCUACACUGGAAGUGAUCGCAAUAUUCUGCAAGUCUUUGUGGCAGGCAAGCAAGUUAAGAAGGAUUAGUAAAACGAUAAGGCAUUAACAGCGGCAUAUAUAAAGAAUUUAUUUCUAUACAUAUAGAUAAUCGGUAAUACUUUAACGGAGUUUCGUGUUUUUCAUAUAACCGAUGUUUGUAUACUAUUAUGUACAGUAAAUUUUUUACACUGUAUAGUCGGAACAGUUGCAUUAAUAAACUUUGUAUAUUACUUUUAA